AGGCCCGUCGUGGGGGGGGGGGGGCGGGGGCAUAGGGCGCGCCCUCCCUUCUGCGUGGUGGACUUUGGGCUCCGCCGACGGGGGCGUUUCCCGAGCCCUCCGGGGACCCCCCAGGCCAGGUAGCCCGCAGACCAGGCAGACCGAGCCGCGUGCGCCUGGCGGCUGAGGUCCGGCGCGAGAGGCUCCCGCGCGGGUGGUGGAGAGUCGGGGAGAAUCCAGAGGGCAUAUCGUCGGUAGUCAUUUCCUCCUUUACCUUCUUGCCGCCAAGGCUGCAGUGAAAGGCAGUGCCUCUGCUGUGAGGGAACAGUUUGUGGCCAGACAAGCCCAGAACCAAGACGCUGUCAUCACAGGAGCUCGGAGACUGGCGGUGGGAGCAGCUCCAUCCAGUCAUGAUGGUGGACACAGAGAGCCCGAUCGGUCCCCUCUCCCCGCUUGAGGCUGAUGAUCUGGAAAGUCCACUCUCUGAAGAGUUCCUACAAGAAAUGGGAACCAUGCAAGAGAUUUCUCAAUCCAUUGGUGAAGACAGUUCUGGAAGCUUUAGUUUCACAGAAUACCAGUAUUUAGGAAGUGGUCCGGGAUCGGAUGGCUCCAUUGUUACUGACACCCUCUCACCAGCCUCGAGUCCCUCAUCUGUCUCUUACCCUGUGGUUCCUGGCAGCGCGGAGGAAUCGUCUAGCGUGGCCCUGAGCAUCGAGUGUAGAAUCUGUGGGGACAAAGCCUCGGGCUACCAUUACGGAGUUCACGCGUGUGAAGGCUGCAAGGGUUUCUUUCGGAGGACUAUCCGGCUAAAGCUGGUGUAUGACAAAUGUGACCGUAGCUGCAAGAUUCAGAAAAAGAAUCGGAAUAAGUGCCAAUAUUGCCGUUUUCACAAGUGCCUUUCGGUUGGGAUGUCCCAUAACGCCAUUCGUUUUGGACGAAUGCCAAGAUCUGAAAAAGCAAAAUUGAAAGCAGAAAUCCUUACAUGUGAACGUGACCUAGAAGAUUCCGAAACCGCAGAUCUCAAAUCUCUCGCCAAGAGGAUUUAUGAAGCCUACUUGAAGAACUUCAACAUGAACAAGGUGAAGGCCCGGGUUAUCCUUGCGGGAAAGGCCAGCAACAACCCGCCUUUUGUCAUACAUGACAUGGAGACGUUGUGUAUGGCCGAGAAGACUCUCGUGGCCAAGUUGGUGGCCAACGGCAUCCAGAACAAGGAGGCAGAGGUCCGCAUCUUCCACUGCUGCCAGUGCACGUCCGUGGAGACUGUCACGGAGCUUACGGAAUUUGCCAAGUCUAUCCCGGGAUUUGCAAACUUGGACUUGAAUGACCAAGUCACUUUGCUGAAGUAUGGAGUUUAUGAGGCCAUAUUUGCAAUGCUGUCUUCUGUGAUGAAUAAAGAUGGGAUGCUGGUAGCAUACGGAAAUGGUUUUAUAACUCGUGAAUUCCUAAAAAGCUUAAGAAAACCAUUUUGUGAUAUCAUGGAGCCCAAGUUCGAUUUUGCAAUGAAGUUCAAUGCACUGGAGCUGGACGACAGUGAUAUCUCCCUUUUUGUGGCUGCUAUCAUCUGCUGCGGAGAUCGGCCCGGCCUUCUAAAUGUAGGACACAUUGAAAAAAUGCAGGAGGGUAUCGUGCAUGUGCUCAAACUUCACUUACAGAGCAACCAUCCCGACGACAUCUUUCUCUUCCCAAAACUCCUGCAAAAACUGGCAGACCUGCGGCAGCUGGUCACGGAGCACGCGCAGCUGGUGCAGGUGAUCAAGAAGACGGAGGCCGACGCCGCCCUGCACCCGCUGCUGCAGGAAAUCUACAGGGACAUGUACUGACUUCUUGGAAAUGCACACAAAACCGAAACUUUUCAAGGGUUUUUAAAGGUGACAGCACUACAAAUGAGAGAUGGGAGCAACGCAACUUUGCACAAACGUCCACCAUUGGAACCUGGGACAAAGGAAAGUAUAAGCUCUAGGUAACCGGCAUCCUGUUCCACGUUUAUUUCUUUUUUUUUAACCACUUCUGAGAGCGUGCAAAAUCUUGAAAUGCUGGUGGUAAGCAGCUAAUAGGCAGGACUUGGAAAAUGAAGGAGAGUGGUGUUCAGCGGUCUGAUUUAAUGCACCGAUGCGAAUCAGUGCAGAUUUCUCUAUGUCACGUUAGGAGUUUACCAGUGAAUUAACCUCAGAAUACGUGGUCUGUCUUCCCUUUUUACCACCUUUUGACUGCUGUGUUCCUUUAUAAUUUUGAAAACUAAUCAGCACUUUUUAAUUUUUAUAAUCCUGUAAACCUAGAUGUCUCCAAAGGUAUUUAAAAAGCAGCACAAUAUUUAUUUGGAAGACUUCCGUUGUUUCCUGAAUUUGAAGAAGGACAGCCUGCUGUUUUUGAAUCAUAGGGUUUAGAAUGUCACAGAGUGAUUCCAUAAGCUCUCAAAAUGCAGCGGUUGUUUUGUUUCAGUUCGCUGUUCUCAUGGUUGUAACUAAUAUGUGGAAAAGCCUAUUCCCAGGUUUGUGUGGGAGAUCCGGGAGAGCCACGGCUCACGGCCCCUCUGCACUCAGUCCUCUGCCUGUUUUAAGCCAGCGUCUGGUCAGCAGGAACCAGACAGACUCUGAGGUGCCAGCUUCCCAUUCCUCUCACCUCCAUUUCCUAUCAAAUCUGAACCAACAGAGUCAGGCCGUUCGGGGGCCGUGGUCCCGUCUCCAGGGGCAAACUGACAAGUUAUUUGUAAAUCUUGCUCUGGGCCCCCUCUGUCAAGGCAGCUCCUUGGUCUUUUUCUACGUUGCUUUUUUAAACAUGCGGCUUUAUUCUCGUAACUCUUUUAGCAUGGCCUGGGGGGCAGGGGUCUCACCUGGAGAAGGAAGGGGGGGCAGUGUGGGGGGGAGGUGGACACGAAGUGGUGGUUUUACCCGUCUCAGGAUUCACAACAGGCCGGUGGUUUCUACAAAGAUGUUGAGAGUUGUUUCCUUUUCUACAUAUAUAAGGUGGUUUUUCCAGUAUCUGAAAUAUCUGUUUCAGCCUUAAAGAUCGACUUUUCAACCCUGGUCCCGUUAUGAAGGCAGCGUGGAUUAUGGUUUUUGUCUAGAGCACACGGACCUGGAACUCCUCCUUUCCUCUCCACCAUGGUGAAUUAAUUAUCCCAUCAGAGAACUUUCAGCAGUGCCUCCCCCGAGCCAGACGGGGCCCUGCAGGCUAGCCCCUGGACGCCUCUUGGGCCGACAGCCUUUAUGACCUGGCUGCGCCCUUGACGGCCCUGCCCCUCUCUCUUUAGGAGAUCUGGGUCUCUAAGGUCAUGGUCGUUUGCUGUUAAUGAAUGGCUAGGAUUGACUUUGAAAAAGUUCCCAAGAUCAGCAUUAUUAUAAAUAAAACUGUGAGACUUCAGCUAGAAAAAAGCAGAACUUACAGUUAGGACAUCCUUUUACACAUUACACAUUUAGUGAUUUUUUUUUACCUUUUUACCAUCCAAUCAAAGGAUCUGUUGGAAGCAAAUCAGGCAUUUCCACUUUAGAAUGACACCAAUCAGGGCUUGCCCUAAGUCAGAAAGGAAUUACGCUUUGAGUCACAGGGUGCAUCCGUGUCCCCGUUCUUUCCUAGAAUGUGAACUCCCUGGGCUGGUGAGCCUGGAGACCUGUGGCUCGUCCGAGGUCUCAGGGUUGUGGACUGGAUCCCGGAGCCAGGUAUGUGCAGCCUCUCGCUCUGGUGUCCGAGGACAGAUCUAUGCAAAUGGACAUGGCCUUGGAAAGUGAGCCUCGAGACUCACGAGUUGUCUGCUCUGUUUAGGUGCUCAUACAGCCCACCUGAAUCAGCUCCUAGCUCAGGCUUGCCGCGGGAACAGACUGAUGGCAGGCCAGGGUUCUGCAUCAGUCGUGUUAGCAUUUGGUUCUCUUGGGGCCCAGCUAGACCACCUGCCAUGUCCCUGGUGAAGCCACAGAGGACCUCAGCUUGAAGGUCACUUGACAUUGUUCACUUGUUAAUAGGAAGAAAUUCAUUUGAAAUAAUAGAGUCAGUAAUUCCACUCAGAGCACUUGGGGUCACCCAGUCAAAGAUUUCUCCGAGCAUUGAUAGCCAAAUAUAGAUGAAUUAUUCACCAGUUUGAUAUAUGGUAGUAUUUCAAAUAGGAGCUGUUUAAAGAGCACACUCCUUACUUGCUACAUUUCAGUAGACGUCAGCAUAAGGUCCAAUGGAAGCUGGUUCUGGAAACUUCAAACCAUGAGCCUGGAACCGGCCACCCGGGGUGCUGGAUGCAGGACAUGGCAGGACCCCUUUCACCACCUUGACCCACUCUUCAAGCCUCUAUUUAAACCUGGUUCUUCCUUUCCUAAACCUGUCAUCACAGAAAGUGCCAGGCUGCUCAGAGACCACAGGUUACCAGGCAGCCUUUGGGAAGCAGGGACCAUGGGGCUCCUCCAGGAAAACCCUGCUGCCAUCCUGCCAGCACCCCCUCCUCUCUGCCUCCUGGGAACUUCCAGUUGGGGGUCCCAUGCGCUGACUUCUGCCCCCGCCACCCUGUGAGAAGCUGAGGGCUGCACAUACAGGACGCCACCUCCCUGACGUCCAGUGUUGUCAGAAACAGGGCGCCAGAGCCCUUCCUGCUGCCCGCCUGGCCUCUGGGUUCCCUGUGACCUUUCUACAGCUCUGUGGUGAGAGGAGUUUCAAGCAUCUUCCCAAAGAGGCUAUAUGCACAGGCGUAAACAGUGAACGGGAAUCGAGGGGAAAGAAUUCCAGACUGCUUGUGAGAGCUGACCCUGUUAAAGGGAGUCCUUCCUUCCACUUUAAGAGCCCAGAAUGCAUCUUUCCGUGGUACUGAUGCGUUUCCUACACUGGACCACGUGAAACUAAGGAAACAGACAGCAUCGAGGACUGUGGAAGUUCCAGCGAAGCGCAGCCGCCUAAGAUCUGAGCGGAAGCUCAGGGCACAAGCAAGAUCCUUUGUUUGCUGUAUGGUGAUAAGUAAACUAUUAAUUGAGCAACGACCGUCUCCCCAAACCUACAGCGUGACAGCUACCUCAAUAGAGUUAUCAGAAGGGACUGGUAAAAUGCAGGUCCACGUGGCACUGGGGCCUCUUGGUGCAGCUCUAGGCAGACUGCCUGUGAUUAGGGCUCCGAGGCUGGAUGUGCACUUAGCCGUGUGCGCACCGAGAGAUGGGAGGUUAUGUGGAUUUUAAGAGAACUUUUAUUUUAAGGGCGCCUUGGGAAUUCCCUGGCGGCCCAGUGGUUACGACGCUGCGCGUUCACUGCCAAGGGCCCAGUGACCUGCCAGGGCCUCCUUGUCUUGAGCUGCGCCUGCUGGCCGUGCGUGAGCCUGUUCAUGGGGAAAUCCUGGCAGAUGAGGGUGGAGAGAUGUCUCCGUGCAAGCCUCAGUCACACCGUGGCUUCCUGAGGCCUCGCCACCCCCCCACCCCCAUCCCCAGUCACACCUGUGCCCCUCUGUGCCUGACUCCCUUCCAAGCCACUGUGACACCGGGCACAUUUGACACGUAGUGGGCAGAUGCACAAUGGAGGGUUUUUUUGGUUUUUAUCUUGACCCAGUGGCCGCACCUGUCUCUGGAAUGUAUUAAAAAGUCCUGUUUAGAUCUUAGUCCAUUGUUUCAACCAGGGAGUCCGGUUCUCCCAGCUAAGACUGACGUGGCCACCGGCCUGGCCUUCCAGGGACCCAGGGAAAACCAGCCACCUUAAAGUGCCUCUUCAACCCAUGUGGCCUUUCAAAACGCAGGUCCCGCGAGGAAGGCACACCAGGUGCUCACGCUCCCCACCUAUGCUGUCGAUGCAGGUUCCUGCUGUGGCUUCCAACCCUCAGCCCCUCGAGGGGGUCGGGGUGGACUCACCCCCAUCGUCAAGCGGAAACACCCGGCUUGGAUGAAGGGCCGCCUGCUGGUGCAGUUCUGGCCUCCGGGGUGGAGCGUGCUUCCCCCACCUCCCGCCCCUGCAUUUAAGACCAGCGAGGGCACAGCGAGGCGGUCCCUGUGGGUUAGCCUGGCCCCCUGGGUGCACGUGUUCCUGGAGGGGUCACUUGCUCUUUGGUGUGGAUUCAGGAGAGGCAAGGAAAUUGUACCGUCCAUAGACGUCGCAAACGAGGACCAGUGCCACCAGCUGGGGGCUUAAUGAUUACUAAAGUGUCCGGGGAGGAUUUUCGCCACACUCACUGUUUCCACGGUGUUGGCGCUGUGGGCACUGGAUGGUUCCAGAGACAGACUGUCUGUGUUUGUUCUUCUUGUUUUUUAAGCGGCCCAGCUUCACUUGAGUCUUGGUCCAAGCUGACUUGGUCCAACAAUCCGGGAUCAUGGAUUGUUACCAAGUCUUUGCACAGAAUUGUCAGCUAAGGGGACCCUUGCCCUCCUGACAGCAGUGACCUCCAGACGGCACAGCCCAUCCACAGCAGGGAGGAGGGGCAAACGAAGGGGAAGGGCCGUGACCAUGAAUGCUGACGGGUCGGCCUGAACGGUGCUGCCAGCGCCCGGCUAACUGGGCGCUUUCCUCCUUCUCUGUGUAAGGACUCUUCCAGUGACAUGUUCUCUGGGGACCUGCUGCCCAGAAAGAUCUAACAUUAGGCUUCGAAGGUUGAGGUCUAUGUUUUUGCUGAGAUUUUAUAUCUGUUUUAGGUGCCAUUUUAACGCAACUUAGGAAGGUGGUCGUCAGCCCCUCCGCCUGUGAAACACUAGAGUGAGAACAAGGGCAGUGAAUUGGUCUGACUCAAGCAUGUAGGAGACCCGUUCUACUUCUCUGGAAACUACGGGAUAAACUAAAAUGUGAUAUUGGAAGUUUUGCAAGAAAAAAAAAGACCAUGUGUCUUCAUGCUUUCACUUGAAGAAUGACAUAACGCCUUCCGUGAUGCUGUUUUUGUGGAAUGCGGCAGGUUCUUAAACUUUGCUUCAGUGGAGUGGCCUGCUACGGGUGUGGCCCGCACAUUAGGACAGAGAGUGAGAGGCCGCCGCCCAGGGCUGAUUUCCAGACGCCUUUUCCUGGCUUGAGGCGCCCGGACUCCCCAGAUCUAGAGGGGGGCUCUCUCAAUUAGAAUUUCAGUUUGAGACAGAAGGGUAACCGUUUACUUCCACCUCCCACCCCGAGAAAGGGGGGCCACGUAACGUGGCCCAGCGGGAACACACGCAGGCACAUCCUUUGCCACACAGGACAGAGCACACUGCAUCCACGUCAAGGUCACCUCUUGACGGCAGCAACUGAUAACAUCAAGGACUUUAGUGGCCCCGUGGCUGUUAAAUGCAUUAUUUAAAACAAAAAAUAGAAGUAUCUAUUUUUUACAUCACAAACGGCAAGUUAAGACCUGGGUCAGAUAUUUUUCGUUUAAAAUGUGUUUGCUAGUUUGGGUCAAAUGUGAAAACCUUCCAUGUUUUUCCCCAGAGAAGGUAAUACACCAGCCUCCUCCUCUCUCGCCCUUCUCCCUGCCUCCCACCCUCAGCACCUAAAAUUCAUUAUGUGAGGAACAGCGCAGCAUCCUGCCAGCGGGAGCACAGACAAGCCCCUCACCGUGAGCCCUGGCUCCCCAGCCACGGGGUGGGGGCCACUGGGUCUCCAGGCCCUGAAGACGAGUGGCUGAUCUUUUCAAGGUAAAAUCAUUCACUUUGGGGAAAUGUCUUUUUUUAAAGGCACAGAUGGCCUGGUCCUUUUUUCAGGCCUAAAAAAAAAAACAUACCUCACACGAGAUGGAUACCCCUCAGUGCGCUUUUUUGGUAAAAAUUACAGUAUUUGUGUUUGAGUAUCACUAUUUUUUAUACACUGUAUGGUAAAAAGAACUGUUAACAGCUACCUUAAACACUGUGAUUUGUUUUUUUUAAAACCCUAAUAUAAAUAUUUUACUAACUUACAAUCAUGCAUCUAAUAACACAUUGGGAUUCUUCUGAAAUCAGUGUUAAUUGACGUAUACUCUUACUAGCCUGGCUCUUGGAUCUGUUGGAAACACAUAGGAAGCUGAAAUAUCACAACUGAAAUACAACCGCGUGCGUACGUGCGCGCGUCAGAGGGUCCCUUCUCCCCUGAGCCACGCAGAAUUACUUCCCUGCAAACCUGUUCCCUUCCUCGUGCUUCCCAUGCAAGAAGGACAAGCGAGUCUCUCAUUUCCACCAGCAAGGCGGCCUCUGACCACGGUCAGAAGUCACCGACUUCACACAGCAGGGUCCGGCUGGAGACCGUGGACUAUCCCUGUGUGGUGAGCAGCUGUCUGCUCUUCAAGGAAUCACCACCUGUGGGCUGUUACCAAAGAACUCUGCAAUUGGGAAGAUGCCGAUGGCAGUGAUUUGCACCAGCUGCGUCUCUGCAGCCCCCAGGGGCCCAACCCGGAGCAUAAGCGGCAGCCCCAGCCCCCGUGAGUCUCCCCCUGCGAUGCCUCCCCUACCUUGGCAGAUUCCUUCCUGAUGUGUCUGUACCGGCCCCGGGACCCAAACCGGGGGAGCCUCUGGCAGACACGCAGCAGAGCAGUGCGGAUUCCCUGUGCCAGGACUGGGCUUGAUGCUUUGGUGUGUGUUGAUGGUUGCUGUUCUUGGGUGCCUUAUAUGCUCAAAGUAUUUAGGGACUGACAGACCCUUUGUAUUUUAUACUAAACAGGAGCAAUUCCAAAGCAGAUCUUUUCUAAGCAGGCUCCGAUGUCCUCUCUCCAGCUCAGACCCCCGGGUGUGCUCGGUAGGGCAUCCAGGGCCGCGGGAAGCCGGGUGUGCAGGAGAGAGCAAAUGGCAUCUUCCUAGUCACUUUACUGGUAGUAGUUCCAGGCAAUUAGAAAAUGGCUGUAAGAUAACUAAUUUUUUAAAAAUUUGGGUCUGAUUCAUUUUGCUUUAGGAGACUGAACUGAUCAGAUACAUUGAUUUCUAUCCUGAAUUUGUGGGAACGUAAAUGUUUGGAACGUCCUGCUGUAAGACUGAUGAAUGUAAAGAGUUAAUUUCAGGGUACAGUUUUGCCUUAAUGGUUUAAAAAAUAA
Messenger RNA from Hippopotamus amphibius kiboko, 8881 nucleotides. RefSeq names its product peroxisome proliferator activated receptor alpha (gene PPARA). Gene Ontology annotation, biological process: regulation of lipid metabolic process; negative regulation of transcription by RNA polymerase II; hormone-mediated signaling pathway. The record is from RefSeq and is a predicted model, not a curated record. Gene Ontology annotation, cellular component: nucleus. Bases 390 to 1799 code for a protein of 469 amino acids. Gene Ontology annotation, molecular function: zinc ion binding; RNA polymerase II cis-regulatory region sequence-specific DNA binding; nuclear receptor activity. Lineage: Eukaryota; Metazoa; Chordata; Mammalia; Artiodactyla; Hippopotamidae. The transcript is spliced from 8 exons.